Molecule: messenger RNA, 3124 nt
Organism: Schistosoma spindalis
Lineage: Eukaryota; Metazoa; Platyhelminthes; Trematoda; Strigeidida; Schistosomatidae
Source: the annotation of a GenBank genome assembly
UAAAAUCGAUCAUAACUAACAAAGAAUAUAAAGAUAUCUCAUCAAAGAAAGAGUAAUGAAAUGACAGAACUAAAUGAAACAUGUAAUAAAUUAAAACAAUCCAAUCAUUCGGAUAAUUCAUUAUCAAUUAUCAAUAAUGAUCAGAAAUCAAUAAAUCAAAUUGAACAAUUGUUAUGUCAAGUAUUAAAUGAAAAUUCUAUUUUAAGAGAAAAAAAUGAAGAGUUAGAAGAAAUGAUUCUUAAUAAUGAAGAUCAUUCAAAAAAAUUGAAUAUGAUAUUGAAAGAAACUAAAAUGGAACUAAAUAAGAAAGAAGAUUUAAAUGAACAAUUGAAAUCAGAUAAUGUGAUCUUAAAUAACUUAAUACAAUCUAUGAAAUCAGAUCAAGAAAUGCUUCAUGUAGAAAAAGAAAAUCUGAUCCAAACAAAUAAACAUUUGGAACAAAUAAUUUUAGGAAAAAUAGAAAAUGAAAAGAAAUUACUAGAAGAUAAUCAAAUUUUAGAUAAAUUAAUUCAAGAUUUACGUGAACAAUUCACUACAUGUACUAUGUACAAGACAAGAUCAGAUGAGUCAAACAAUUUGGAAGACGAUCGUCAUCAUCAUCAUUAUCAUCCCGACGGUCAUGAAUGUUCCAACUGUGAAUAUUUACAAAAACAAUUAAAUGCCUACAUUUAUUUAUAUGGUGAAUUAAUUGAUCCAAAUAUACAAGAUAUUUCAGACAAUUCUUCAAUUGAAGAAUUGACAGAGAAAAUGAAGCAAAAUAUUACAAACGAUAAAAUAUGUUCAAAACUAGAUCAAUCAAUCAAAAGUUCUGAUGUUAAUGAUCAGUCCAAUGAAAAAGUUAAUUUAAAUGAAACUUUAAUGAAAUCUCAUUCAGAUUAUUCAUCAUUAUUAUCAAGUGACUCUUCAUCAAUUAAUGAACAUGGAAAUAAACAUAAUAAAUGCUGUAGUACAAAAUAUAUAAGGCGAAAUGAACGUUUAACUAAUCCGAAGCAUAUCAGUCGAUCAGGCAGUUCAGACGAUAGUCAAUUAAAUAAGUUCAAUAAUAAUAUUUUAUCAAAGUGGUCAAACAUUCAACAUGAGAAUGAACAAUUGAAAUCUCAGCUAAAUAAAAUGAAUUCGUUGUGGGAAGAAAAACAAAAAAAAUUAGAAGAUCAUUGUCGUUUACUUUCAGCUAGACUUAAAUACAUGAAAUCGAAGCAUCGUUCAGUUCAACAUCAUAAAAUAUCUUGGUUAAAAUCAUCAUUGAAUAUACUUGUUCCAUUGAAAAAAUUCAAAUCUAAUUCAAGACGAACAUUUCAGUUGAAUUCUAAGAAUAUAAAUGUAAAUCAAAAGAAUUUCAAUUCUCCUAAGGAUUGUAAUCAAUAUCAAGAUAUGAAUAGUUCUACAAAGAAUGAUGAUCCAUUGAAUCAUGAUGGUAAUGAUGAUCAUGAUGAUCAGAAUAAAUCUGAUAUUACAUAUUCUGAAUUAAUAAUAAAACAAAAUUUAAAUAAUGAGCCAAAAUUAAAAUGGAUCAAUAAUUAUAAAACAAGUUUAAUAAAGUCAAGGAAACGUGCUAUUGAAUUACUCAAAGCACAAAAUAACAUUCCUCACUUAUCAGAAAUUCAAUGUUCUUAUGAAUUAUUGAAUCAACGUUAUAAUUCUUUAAUACAACAGUAUCAGGUUAUGAGAAAAUUGAAAUUAACAGCGGAACAAUCAAAUCAUGAAUUGAAUAAUUUAGUUGAAUCAUUACGUAAUAUGUUACAUAGAAGUCGUAAACAAAAUAUUCGAACUAAACGUACAAUUGAGAGUAUUAAAGUGCAUUUAAUCAAAUUGUAUGAUACCAUCAAACAAUUGAAUAUAGAUAAUAAUCAAUCUGAAAAUAACACAUCACAAUCAUUGGGAAAUAUGAAUUCUAAAAGAUUCAUAAAAGAAUUCUCUGAUGAUAUUAUUCAUGAACUUCAAGAAGCAAUAGAUCAUAAACGAAUUGAACAUACCAACAUGAAGAAUAAAAUUAAUACACUUGAAACUGAAACAAAACGUCGACGUCAAUAUAUUGAAGAAAUGAAAAUACGUCUUCAAUGUGUCCUUAAUGAACAAAUAGAUCUUCGAAAUGAUUUAUUAACUCAAGAAAAAAUCAAUAAAAAUUUAAAAUUAUCUGAAAAUCAAUUAAAACAAACUAAAAAAUGUCAACAUAUUCAAUUAAUUACUUUAAUAAAUGAAAAAAAGAAUAUUCUAGAAAAUUUUAAUCAAUUAAAACAAUCACAUCAUCAUUUAAUGAUUGAAUUAAAUCAAUUAAAAGCGGAUUUUUUAAAUUUACAAAAAUUGAAAAAUGAAAAGUGUUCCAUUGAACAAACAGACAAUAAAAUAGUGAAACCAGUGAAACCAUUUAAUCGUAUUUGUGCUAAUAAUCGUAUUGAUCAUUUAGAAAAAUUCAUUUUAAUAUUAGCAAAUGAAUUAAUUAAAACAAUUAAAACGAUUUAUCAAUUACGUAGCCACACUUUAAGGAUUACAACAAUGAUCAAUAGGGAAAAUGUAUUAUGUAACCAAUAUACAACAAUCGAUAAUGAUAAACCAAAGUCUACAAUAAGUCAAGAUAGUUUAUAUAUAGCUAAAAUGAAAGCAGCUGAAAUUUUAUGUUUAUCAUUAAAUGAUUUAGAGAAAUUAACAUUUCUAAAUCAAAAUAAUCAUCAUCAUGAUGAUCCUAAUCAUCAUGAUGAUCUUGAUCAUGUUAAAUCAAUAAAAAGUGAAUCAAUCAAUUUAAUCAAUAAUAAAAUGAAAUCAUUUAAUCAAUAUAGAAUUCUAUCAAAAUUCACUAUAAAUUCAUAUAUAGAUAAUUUAUCAAAAUGGUCUAUUCAUUGUGAAAAACUAUUAAAAGAUUAUCCUUUUUCAAACAAGUUAAUAGAAGAAUUUUCAAUGAAAUUAAAUGAUUUAGUUGAUAUUGUCUCCAUCAUUUUUGUAAAUGAAUAAUAAUAUACUACUGAAGAAGAAUAAUACUGAAUAAUUUAUACGGUUAUUAUGCUUGAUGUCAUGUAUAUCAUUAUUUCAUAAUUAAAUUUUUAAUAUAUGGCAUGAGUUUUUUUAAUAUAAAAUUUAUAUUACUAAUAAGUAGUUUAAAAAUAUGUGAUACAUUUUAUAACUUCAUUUU